AUGCGGCACGCCGGCGGGGGGAGGGAGGGUCGGGCUCGUGCACGUAGGGGGUCCGGAAGACUAGGGGCUUCCCUCCGGUCCCUAAAGUUUCCCCCGCUCUCCGGGCCCCGGGGCUGCAGAGAAGACAGCUUUCUCCCCUCCUGUGCCAAGGUGGAGUAUGCCUACAGCGACAACAGCCUAGACCCCGGGCUUUUUGUAGAAAGCACCCGCAAGGGGAGUGUAGUGUCCAGAGCUAAUAGCAUCGGUUCUACCAGUGCCUCUUCUGUCCCCAACACAGAUGACGAGGACAGUGAUUACCACCAGGAGUCCUACAAGGAGUCCUACAAGGAUCGGCGGCGGCGAGCACACACUCAGGCCGAGCAGAAGAGAAGGGACGCCAUCAAGAGAGGCUAUGAUGACCUUCAGACCAUCGUCCCCACCUGCCAGCAGCAGGACUUCUCCAUUGGCUCCCAAAAGCUCAGCAAAGCCAUUGUUCUACAAAAGACCAUUGACUACAUCCAGUUUUUGCAUAAGGAAAAGAAAAAGCAGGAGGAAGAGGUGACCACGCUACGCAAGGACGUCACGGCCCUAAAGAUCAUGAAAGUGAACUAUGAGCAGAUUGUGAAGGCACACCAGGACAACCCCCAUGAGGGGGAGGACCAGGUCUCCGACCAGGUCAAGUUCAACGUGUUUCAAGGCAUCAUGGACUCUCUGUUCCAGUCCUUCAAUGCCUCCAUCUCCGUGGCCAGCUUCCAGGAGCUGUCGGCCUGUGUCUUCAGCUGGAUUGAGGAGCACUGUAAGCCACAGACCCUACGGGAGAUCGUGAUCGGAGUCCUGCACCAGUUGAAAAACCAGCUUUACUGACUGGCUCGUGGAUACCUGCGUAACAGCCAGCAAGAGGCCUUGAGUCUCUAUUUGGCCAUGGAGCUGCUGGGCCCAUGAGCUUGGACUGCAACACCUCACACUGGUCAGCUGGUUUCUGCUGGGUGUUUGGUUUUCCUAGCCCCACUUCAUUGUCAGUGGGGCUGGGGUGUGUUUUGUGAAAGCUUCUGAUUAAUUUAUUAUUUUGACCAUAAAACUCAAACCUGCCCAGUCUUUCCUCUCCCUUUGGAAGUCCUCAGGAUCAGAGUCUGCUUCGGGCACCCCAAAGAGAUCCUGGCCUCUUAGCCUUCUCUCUAAGCCGCAGACUUCUGCUCUUGAUCUACAUAUAUUUGGAAACUGUUUGCCUCUGUUUUGGUCUCUUGGGCAACAUUUGGCCAUCUUGGCAGGAAAAAAAGGAGUAAGAAGAAAUAUUCCCACAGCCAUGAAAAGUGAAAGGGCCACCUCAUGCCUAGACUAGGGCUGCCCAGUCAGUCCAAGGUGAGGCCAGGGCUUUCUGGCUAGCUUAGAGCAGGGCUACCAGUUUCUUCCCCUGCCCUGGGAGGUAGGGAAGCAGCGCUACCUCCUCCUGCACUCUUGGUUCCCACAGGCUGUUGUGCUGCAUGGUAAAGGCAGGUGUGACACAGCAUUACAUAUUUGCAAAUUUUUUAUUUUUCUAAACACCAACAAUGCAACUUUGUUAAAACUAUAAUUUUGGAAAAUUAA
Molecule: messenger RNA, 1563 nt
Organism: Lemur catta (Ring-tailed lemur)
Lineage: Eukaryota; Metazoa; Chordata; Mammalia; Primates; Lemuridae
Product: max-like protein X
Exons: 1
Coding region: 1-843 (280 amino acids)
Biological process (GO): regulation of transcription by RNA polymerase II
Cellular component (GO): nucleus
Molecular function (GO): protein dimerization activity; DNA-binding transcription factor activity, RNA polymerase II-specific; RNA polymerase II cis-regulatory region sequence-specific DNA binding
Source: RefSeq, a predicted model, not a curated record